CUUAACAAAGACUAAGAGAAACAGAAAAAAUAAAAAACAAGGUCAACUUACAUUAAAGAAAAAAAAAGUUGAUGACAUUUUAAGAGCUCAUAAAUCAGCAACACAUAUUAGGGAAAGCUCCCCUAAAGACAUUGAAUUUGACGAAGAAAAUCGAGACUUGGAUAAUCACGACAAAGCAGAAUUACCAGAAGCAGAUAAUCAAAAGAAGUUUGACGUAAUACCCGAAUCAGACGAGGAUUUGUUUGAUAAUAUGAACACAAAUGAUGCAGAAAACACGGAUACAAGAGCUAAGAAAAUGAACAAUGGAGAAUCGUCAGCUGUUAGAGAAAAUAAAAACACUUCAAAUCCAGUACAAAAAGUAACAUUUGAUGCAAAAUCUUCAAUUAGUAAGGAAAAUGUAUCCGAUAAUGAGACCACGAAUGAUGAAGAAGAUGUUAUCGGAGAUUUCCAUAGUGAUCGUAAGGUUAUAGGGGCCGAGAAGACAAACAAUCGAAAAUCGUCACGUGCCGAAAUGAUUAAAAAACUGCCAAAUUCAGUUAAUUCAACAAAAUUUAAUGUUAAACCCGGAACCAGUAAGAUCACCUUCCUCCACUCUCUCUCCCUGUAUAUAAGCUCAGCUCUGGUUCCGGUUCCGGGAACCGCGAUUAAAAAUUCCGGUGGCGCCCUUUUAUUAAUUAAUUUAGAUUCAUUACAAUGAACAAUCAAAAUAAUCACUCGAAAGGGGCGGCCGACUCUGGACAUGGUGCUCGUCAUUAUUCUGAGAAACACAAGAAUAUUUCUCUAUACGGUCAACGCUUGGCUGGUAAUAAUUCAUGUCAAAACACUUCAAACUCCGAACAAAAUAAUGAAAAAAAAUAACUUUUUUUUUCUAUGAGGAUGAUGAUAUCAUUUUGUAUCCAAUAUAUUCAAACAAGAUUAUCUCAUUUCUUUGUUAGUUACGAAUUUGCUAAUAAAUAAAGCAAGAUAUAUUAGAAA
Cotesia glomerata is the source of this 975-nucleotide messenger RNA. RefSeq lists its product as uncharacterized. Bases 251 to 697 code for a protein of 148 amino acids. The record is from RefSeq and is a predicted model, not a curated record. Lineage: Eukaryota; Metazoa; Arthropoda; Insecta; Hymenoptera; Braconidae. The transcript is spliced from 6 exons.